GCUCUAGCGAUGUUCGUGGAGGCUGGCGACGAGGUCUUGGAGACCCUUUGGGCGGAGCUGCCUGAAGCGAAGAGCUCUUUGGAAGAGCUUCUGCGUGGUCAUCGCCAGAAGAUGUCCGAGCAUGGGAAGAACACCGUGGCCUACGCGAGGUGCAGGGAAGUUGCGGACCGCUUCAUUGGUUGGGCCCAGUCCAAAGGUUAUGACCAACCGGACGACGCCUUUCCGAUGCUUUCGGAGUUGUCGCAGGCUCAGGUUCUCGAUGAAGCCCUCGGGCUGAGCAGAAUCGACACGGAGGAGCUGCGCGUGAAAGGCUGGGGGAAGAUUCUUGAAGCCGCCAUCGGCCAUGCCUUUGCAUUGGCCAAAAAGGAGAAAGAUCCGAAGAGGAGGAGAGGCUUUGUGAAGCAAUGGCACGGCUGCUGGCAUUUCGAUGCAGCAUGGGAUGUUCUCUUGAAAGAAGGCCUUUUGGAUGAGCUGAUCGUUCGCGCUGAUGCUCUGAAGAAGGGAGACCUGGGAGAAAGCCCUGGACUGCUUGGGCCGGCAUCUUUGUGCUCACUUUCGGGUGACCAUCGAAUGGCAGCAAGGUUCAUGAAAGAACAGCUUACAUGCAUCGAUGGCAAGAAGUUGGAUGACAAAGUUCUGAAUCUUUGGAAGGCUUGCUUGAAACAGGAGCAGUGGCUUCUCCAAAUCCCACCGGAAGGCUGUUGGGGCUGGAUUGCAGGCAGCUAUUGGGAGAAAUCCAUGGGAGAGCGCUGUGCAGACACCAGGAAUUAUCCGUCCGGCUGCAGCCCGCUCAUUGCUGCGAAAGCUUUCCAAAGGAUGGAUGCCCAGAAAAGGGAAAUCGAUAUGGGCCUGCAGAUUGCAAGCAGCCUCUUCAGAAUGCUCAAAACGUUUAGGUCAGAAUGGUACACCGAAGAAAAACCUCCAAAGGUUCGCUGGCAUCUUCCACAGAAUCGCAACCAGCUUGCAGGAAUUCUUUGGAUUGAGCACCAGAUUCCAAGCUUGAGAUGUCCAUGGCUGUUCUUGCCGAAAGACUUGCGACUGGAUUUCUUGGACGGGGACGGGGGCUGGCGGCUGGACCUGCGUUGUCCCGUUGAAUGUGCACUGGUCCCAGCUUCCUUGGGGUGCCCGGCCAGUUCCAGCCGCCCUGGCUGGUGGCAGGUAUUGGGACUGGAGGAGGUCCGAAUUGAGGCGCUGCAGGACUUUCUGCAUGGAUCGCUGGCGCGCACCCUGUCCACGCACCUGGGAUUGCUCUCCAGCCUCAGCACCGGCCACGAGAGGGCACAGGUGGUGAGCCUCUACCGAGAGCUCCUGGAGCUGCAUCAGCCCCGGCUCAACCCAGAGUACCGCACGAAAGAAGUGGAGGAUUCCAUGUUUGCCCAGCUUCGACGGCUCUACGAUGAUGAGCUUCAGAACGAUCUCCAGUGGAAAUCCGCUUCCCGGCUGGCCCACAACUUCAAAAAGGAAUUCAAGGCUCUGGCGCUGCAACUCGUGAAGGAGAGGCCUCGGCCAGGCGACACGGAGCGCUGGGCGCGCAUCUUUCGCAUGCUUGCGCUGAGCAAUUGCAAGCCCAAGUGCAAGAUUGAGGACUGGGACAUCCCAGAGAUCCGGCCCCAGUUGUGGCACCAUUGCCCCAAGCUUUCGGAGUCUGAUCGGAAAUGUAUCCUGCAGGCCCUGGAAACGGCGCUUUGUUGCGACCGCCUCGUGGCACGCUGCCUGAUGCGGCUGGGCUGGCUGCAGGAGCUUGUCCAUUUCUGGCAGCAGCACGGGCGCUCUGACUUCGCAGCCGCUGUUCUCGCCAUCAGUGGGCGGCCGGCCAGUGAGGUGGUGCAAGCGUUGAAGGAUUGCCAGGCUGAAAGCCCACUGUCUCAGCACGACGACCUCAGCCAAUGGAUUUGGGAGAAACAGCUCCAGGCCGGGAUCCGUCCAGAGACGGAGGACCCCAUUUGGCAGCUAGCCUUUGCCUUGGACUGCGGGGAUUCCGCAGUGCAACAGCUGGCUUGCCAGGCGGUUCCUUUGGAAGAAGCAGACAACCAAGGUCUCACGGAUGCGGAUCUGCGCUGGUUGCGAGGCUGUCAGCUCAUGGCAGAGAGCCUGCCACGUCUGGAAACAGGUCUUGGGCCAGAAGUCCUCCAAGCAGGCUGCAGGAGAAUCGCCAAAGCAGCACACAUCCUGCAGAAGUCCAAGCCCCCCAAGAGUUGCCCACAUGAAGAGCAAGGUGCAACUCUUGCUCCUUACCUCUGUCUCCUGCAGAAGUGCUACGCCACUUUCCAUCCAGCUACCUUGGAGAGGAAGUAUUUGGCGACAUUCUUCGCUGACAUCACCUUCACGCUUGACAAAGGGCUUCAUGCUCAAGGCCAACGGUUCCAGGAGUGUCAUGGCUUGUGGCAUUUGGAACUUCCAGAGCUGCAGCGGGAAGUGACCGAGUCGCUCUCCUGGGUUUUUGCAGCCCUUCAGAAAGCGCUGCUGGAGAUUGCUGGCCACAACCUGCAGCUCUGCUGCUGGUCGCACUGUAGGUCCAGCCGCUUCCCCUGGCAAUCCGAAAAUGUCCACAGCUUGAGGCAGAGUGCAGCCGCACAAAUCUACUGCCAGCUCCGAAAUGGCUGGGAUGGAGCCAGAUCAUUCCGGGAGUGGUUCCGGGAGUCUGUGACCCAACUUCUGGAGGGCGACGUCACAAGCUUGAAGAGCGACUUCGAAUGUCUUGCCCAGGCUUCAAGAUCUCGUGGAGGUCCUUUGCAGCGUGAACUACUGGAUUCCACUGGCGAUUAUGUCCGGUUGAUGCUCACGGCUGACCGGACUGCCAAUCUCCUUUCGCAAGUGGAAAGGAGGACGGGUGAUAUCAGCAAAAGCGUUAGAGAAUGCUGGACUGCCACGGGGCGGGACGAAGUCGCUAUGGUUGACAUACUGAGCAAGAAUGCUCAGGGCAAUGCGAUUCGCUCGUUGGUUGUGUUCUUGCCAGACUACUUGGAGUUUCUGAACAAGCCAAUCCUCGACGCCCUCCCUCUUCUUUUCCAGGAUUGCGACUCAAGAGCGACGCUGCGACUUCAGGACCAGACUCGGGCGGAGUUGGCCGAGCAAGCUGGUGAAAUGAACGCUCGCAGUUUGAUCCAGCUUCACCUGCUGUCAGAGUUUGGAGACAAAGUCACCCGACGUUGGUUGCAGCGCAGCCUCCACAACCUCAACUCCAUGAACCUCUUGGGGCCAGACAGCCGCGGGAUGUCCUGGCGGGAUGCACAGGAGGCCUUGGGAUGCGGAGCCUUCACAGUUGCGGACCUCCUGCUGAGGGCGUCUUCUUUCAGAAGCCACUUGCAGCAGCUGGUGAAGGAGAACCUCAGCAGCCAGCCCGCCGUGGCCAUCCCUUUGCUCGAGCUAACAGAGCCUAAGUCUGAGGACUUCCGGAAGCUGCUGAGGCAAUUCUGCGAUGCUGCCAGGGCAUGCAGAGCUGAGUUCGAGGUGCUCUCCGGUGCUCUGGCCCAUGCGAACCCCAAGCUGCUCCAAGAUCUGCGGAUUCCUUGGGAGGCGAUGUGCCAGAAUGAGCACAGCGGGCCGCUGUGCUUUCGAGCACUCAUGGCAGCUGCGCUGGACUAUGCAGCGAUCCGAGCAAGGCUGGCGUGGCGAGUGGAUUUCAAGGAGCUCGUUGGGGCAGGGCAGGAGGCUUCUACUGCCCAGCUUUUUUUGGCGAGUCAGCUGCUGCAAGAUUUGCGAUCCAGCAGCUUUGAUCGGGAUUGGACGGGCUUGGAAACCCACAAGGGUGCAGUGGACAUGCACCACUUGCUGCGCUGCUUCGCGGAACUCCAGGCUGAGCUCCCACGAUGGGAGCAACACGAGGCGAUGCAAGGAUUCAUCAGUAUGCUGCGGUCUUGCGACCUAAGGAAAGCUUGUCAAACGAUCAAGGCAUUUGCUGAGAGCAGUUUGCUGCUCCUUGCAGACGAGAUGCUGAAGCAGCAGCAGAAGCAGCAGCAGCAGCAGCAGCAGCAGCAGCAGCAGGAGCAGGUUCGGAGAGGUUCUGUCGGGGCCAUGCCAGACAAGUCACGCGGCGAUGCUGAAGCCUUCAACCGAAGAGGGCUUCAGCUUGUUGUUGCGGUUUACUGUGUGGAUUGCAACGGCGACCGCGACCGCGCUUGGAAACUUGUGGAGAAGGUGGUGGACUUUGUUCGAGGCCAGUGGGAGAAGAAGAAGCUUCAGAUGAAAGAGAAGGAGCUGUGCAAGAGGGUAGAUGCUACCCUCUGGGCUUGUAAGCGGCAUGCUCGGCAGUUCCUUGACAACACAACCCUCGUAGCAGCCAUGGGUCCGCAGAGACACCCGUGGUGGAGAUUUUAAUUUGUCCAAAGCGAUGCUCUUCUUAUUAUGAGCAGCGGUCUAUGCUCC
Messenger RNA from Effrenium voratum, 4365 nucleotides. NCBI's taxonomy places the organism in Eukaryota, Dinophyceae, Suessiales, Symbiodiniaceae. The record is from the annotation of a GenBank genome assembly.